Molecule: messenger RNA, 3413 nt
Organism: Vitrella brassicaformis
Lineage: Eukaryota; Vitrellaceae
Source: the annotation of a GenBank genome assembly
CCCAAGCGCCCUUUCGUCAGCCACUCAGUGUUAACAACUAAUCGUCCUCUGUGGGCAACGACUCUUCUCACUUCCUCUUCUUCCCCUUGUACGCAUGCCCACACACCCAGCAGCGUUGUUUUGCCACGCAGAAACCACAUGUCUUUGCCUUUUCGUCUUUUGGGUGCAGGAUAUUGAGUGGUCCAUGUGUCGACCUCUCCCUCAACAACACCGAAGAGGCACUAGAAACGCUCGUUGAGCACCGAUCUCUGCCGGUUCGCACUCGGCGUCCGCAGUCGUGCAGUGGCGGAAUGUCUUCGAAGAGGGACGUGCUUGUGCUUCCCUGCCACAAGUGAGAUCAGGAGAGAGACAUGGGAGCUUGCACAGCCGCUCUCGGCCUUCUUUGCACUGCAGGAGCUACUGGUCGCGGGUCAAAGGUGACCUCCGCCAUAUCGCCACCGGCCGUAUCGGGACACUCACCCAGUUCCGAGAAUGUCGGUGGUUUCGUUUGUACAUGUACUGCAAUGAGAAUCCAUUUUGCAAUGUGUGUGCAUUCAUAGGCCUCACCCAAAUGGCGACUUCAAGCGGUACUAGUCAGUCAAAUAUCCCCGUGGGUCUUGCACGUUGGAUGUACGUUGCCGCAGGAUGCAUGAAAUCCCGUAGCCAGUUCCAGGCCUUGGAGCCGGUCUUUGACUGUCUUGACGCGCAGUGCGUCGAGUCUCCAGUGAGUGGCUCGGUCAACUCGACGGAGUACCUCGAGAAGAUCCUUCCGGUCCAGGCCGCUCUGCUGCUGGACAUGAAGAGUCUGUUCCCACGGGCAAGUAUUUGUCCAGCCACAUUUAGGUUGUGCUUCUGUGUAUGUCUUGACUGUCAGCCCAUAGCGGUACUGCGCAAGGGCAUGAGGACACAAGAGGUCCUCACCGAGCGUCAGUGUCUGACCCUCAUCAGUGCGGGCUUCCUGUGUCUCUUACCCGAGCCUUCCGACAAACUGCAGUCACUCAACUUCAGGUACAUCGAUCGAUGGAUCGGGCUAAGGUGGCACAGAAAAACGGAUAAUCUUUGGCUGUGUGUCGUGCCUCGGAAACGGAAAUAGAAAAUACUGGCGCUCGGUGAGGUAUCGUCGUUGAUCUCGCUCUAAAGGUCAUACGCCAUCCGUGUCUCUGCAGACGUCGGGGAAUUUGAGAACUCAGGCCACGAAGCUCCGCUGUCUUCUCAACUACUUCCGAAGAUGCUUGACUCCGGCCGAAGCUUCGCUUCUGCUGAACCCCCCUGAUGCCCAAGACAAGGGCGAGGACCAGCCAGCAGGCGACUCACCGGCUGAAGGCGCUGGCAAUCAGACGCUGCCUGAGGGGGAGGCAGAGACACCCCCAGCCACGCCUCAACCGCCGGGUGCGUGGCUGGCAGACCGCUUGGUGACAUUUCAUCGCCGAGUGCUGUCGUCGAGUGUUCCUGCGUACGAAGAGCUGUGGGAAAGCCCGCAGCAACUGUUAGCAUUCAAGGUCUGCAAGAGACAAAAGUCAGUGAAUUGUGAUACAUAUUCGAUGGCUUGUACUGCAGUUUGUUGAUGACGUUGAUGCUUGCGAUGCAAACAAAGACAGUUCCAGAAACUCCAGGCUGAUCAACAGCCACGCACCUAGGUACGGUGGACAGAUCAAGUGCCUACUUGUGCCUGUCUCCGUCUGUCUGAUCGAGUGUAAUGCUGUCUGUGCUUUAGGCUGGGCGGUUCCGUGCUCGAAAUGGGCGCCGACAGCGAUGAGAUCCUGUGAGAUGUGUCAAAUCCAUCCGCCAAAGACGGGAUUAGCAUACAUUCUGCUUCAGGAUGAUGGAGUACCCUUCGAUGUUGGCUGGCUUGGUCCUGGUGGAGAAGCUCUCAGCCAGCGAGUGCGUGGUGGUGUCGGGCAUUCAAAGGUAACUGACCCAUCCCACUUCUGCACCGGAUUGACAAUGAACGUCAUGCAGGUACAACUUGCUCAAGGGGUCUGGAGCGUCUCUCAGAUGGCUUGGCGAUUACGUGGAUGAGGUGAGUCAGCAUUCAGACGAGGGAAGACACGGAGGAUCCGUACUUACUCCAUUGAAGUGUGUUUGUACUGUUUCCUUCAGUGUGCGCCUACCACUGACGGUCAUGUGCAGAGGGAAAUGGCUGUAUAUCAAAUCAAAUCCUAUAAGACCCAGCCACUCGCACAAUUCUCGGUGAUGACACGGCCGCAAACCUUACAUGUACACACACACCUCACGUAUGUACUUUGCAGCCAACUGACAUCUUAUCUGAGUUGGCUGCUAUCCAUAUUGCCGUGCAUCCCACUCUCGGGACAACGGCGAACAAAUCGUGGCCGCCCCCGCAGCACGAGGGCGAGGCCGCCGAGUCGGCCCCGGCUGCAUCAGCAGAGCCUGCAGUGGCUGAGGAGAGGAAGGACAGCCCGCAGCCAGGCGAACAGCAGAGGUACAUGGACCAGUGCCUCAUCGAUGCCGGCCGAGAAUUCUUUCAUGUUUACCUAUGUAUACAGCGCUGACGUCAGUGCCGCACCCGCCGGGGCAGAAAAGCCGCCAGGUACGAUAUUUGUUGCAGUGUGACUGGCUGGAGAGACACUCAAGUGUGUACGUACGUAUGACAUGUGUAUUGUAGUUGAGGAGAGGAGGGCUGAAUCACCAAAGAGCCCGUCUUCGGACAAAACGGCCUUGCCGCUGCCACCAAAGGUGUGGUGACAGCCACCUCAAGUGUUGUCUGUCUUCCUCAAACCGUGCACUACCUCGCGUCUCUCCUUGGUCGUCUCGGCAGGUGCCUCUCUUCGCGUAUCCACCAGGCUGCGGUGCUAUUUAUGGCGGGUUCCCUCAGCUGAGAUUCUUUCUCCUGUGGCUAGCAUCUUCCUGUUGCGAGAGGGAAUUACUUGUAAGGUGUCCCGGCUCAAUGGGCAUCGAUUGGGACAGUGAGCUGGACCGCCAGCAGCUGAGCCACAUCCAGUCGCUGGUGAAGCAACGGGGCAUGACUGUCGGGCAGCUGUUCGGCUUUCUCAUUGAUGGCGCCAGCAACCUACCAGAGAGGGGGCUGAGGCUCUCUGACAUGCUAAUGCUACGACUGGAAAAGGGACUGUGAUGCACGAAGGCAAGGCCCUCUAACGCUCUCAGGGAGUGAUCGGCUUAUGUACUCGUGUACACCGUCUUCGAAAAAAGACACGGUUGUGCUUCCGUGCCACGACAAGGAAAGGCCUGUGCGAAAAGUUGGAUCGGCAGGAGAAGGCAGCAACGGCUGCAAAAAGCCAUCAGCAAGCAAGACAGCUUUCUCGAGCUCCAGAGUCCAGACAACUCGCUGAGGCAGAAAGACAUAUCUCCGACGGGCGUGACAUCUCUCCGAUGGGCGUGACAGCACGCUGAUGAGCCUGACGGCUCCAGCCGCCUGAAUCCAUCUCACUCACAUGCAUCUCACACCUUCUUCUCGG